Messenger RNA from Dufourea novaeangliae, 843 nucleotides. RefSeq lists its product as uncharacterized. The record is from RefSeq and is a predicted model, not a curated record. Gene Ontology annotation, biological process: regulation of synaptic transmission, cholinergic; sleep; positive regulation of voltage-gated potassium channel activity. The transcript has 3 exons. NCBI's taxonomy places the organism in Eukaryota, Metazoa, Arthropoda, Insecta, Hymenoptera, Halictidae. The coding region runs from base 84 to 611 and encodes 175 amino acids.
GCAUAUCGCAGUUUUGCGUGCCAUUUUGCCCGAGUUUCUUCAAGAGAAACGUUACCUAUCCGCUCGAACAGAGAACUUCCGGCAUGCAUCGAAGGAUCGCAGUGAUUAUCGUUGGUCUCGUGCUCGUCUCGGUGGUUCGUUCAGAUGAAAACUUCAGGUGCUAUAUGUGUACCUCCCUCACGAAUCCAGGAUGCGACACCGACCCACAAGCACACAACAUCGAACCUGUCAAAUGCACUCUAAACAAUAUGAAAGACUGGGAACGAACCGUCCAACAGCACAGAGUUCUGAGCUCGUUAUCGCACAUCUUCGACGUUGAUCAUUCAUGGAAUCAUCAGGCUUACGCACCACUGGCCUGCGCCAAAAUGGUACUCAAAGUGAACAAAACCGAGGUCAUUGUGAGAAGCUGUCAGACAGCGAAGACGGAGACCAUCGAUCCCUGCAAAGCGAUACAAGGGAAGUUCAACAACGAUCUGUCCAGCCUAGAACACUGCGAUCUUUGUAUGCAGGAUGCUUGCAACAGUUCGAUCGGCCUCACGCCCAGAAUCCGUGACGUUUUAUUAUCCGUCCUUGGUACAGUAAUUCUUGCCGCCAUUUACAACGGCGCGUAACCCUUUACGUGCGAAAGUCUUAUUAAAUUGAUUACAAUUGCCGUCGAAGACGCGUUACGAUCGAUCUCAUAGCGCAUUCGAAAACUCGAACACAUUAUACACAUUUGUUCAUCGAUGUUCCAUGUUGUUUCAUGGCCGCACGACGACCGGAAGAACGAACACUAACAGUUUCUCAUUAACCCCUAAUUUGAAGAGAAGAUCUGAUUCUUCCUGUACACCUUACUUCCACAGA